AUAUAAAGUUUAAGUGUAUAUGGAUAUUAGCUUCUGAUGAUGAUUUGGAUAAAGACACUUUAUUAGGUUCCAAAUUAACUGAUAAUAUUAAUGAUUUAUUGGUUAACCGAGAAGAUAUAGUAAAAGAUCAGUAG
Dentiscutata erythropus is the source of this 134-nucleotide messenger RNA. The record is from the annotation of a GenBank genome assembly. NCBI's taxonomy places the organism in Eukaryota, Fungi, Glomeromycota, Glomeromycetes, Diversisporales, Gigasporaceae.